Messenger RNA from Selaginella moellendorffii, 884 nucleotides. Its product is annotated as probable transmembrane ascorbate ferrireductase 2. The record is from RefSeq and is a predicted model, not a curated record. Lineage: Eukaryota; Viridiplantae; Streptophyta; Lycopodiopsida; Selaginellales; Selaginellaceae. Gene Ontology annotation, molecular function: oxidoreductase activity. The transcript has 4 exons. The coding region runs from base 4 to 780 and encodes 258 amino acids.
UCAAUGCGACAGCUCCAUUUGAAGAAAGCUCAAAUCUCUGGCGCCCAUGAUGGGCCGCUUCCAUCCUGGGACAGAUCUAGCAGAGGCGGCGGCGGCGUCCGCGGCGGUGAGGAAUCCCGGGGAAUUGACGAGGCGGCGCUGGCGAUCAAUCAUCUCCUGGGAAUCGCUGCUCUGGGGCUGGUUUGCGUCUGGUGUGGAAAUGUAAGGGGAGGUCUGCUCUGGAAUUCCCCCAACAAGGAUCUCCUCUUCAAUUUCCAUCCGGUGUUGAUGAUCGCGGGCUUCGUCUUCGUGCACGGUCAAGCGAAUCUAACGUAUAGAACACUGACUGGCAGCAGGAACUACAAGAAGGCGAUCCAUUUCCUGGCACAAGGAUUGGCGCUCGUCCUGGGAGCUGUGGGGUUUCUCGCGGCUCUCAAGUUCCACAAUGACAGAGGCAUUGACAACUUUUAUAGCUUGCAUUCGUGGUUGGGCCUCACAACCAUGACACUCUUUGUCACGCAGUGGACGGUGGGAUUCGUCUCAUUUUGGUACCCCGGUGGCUCCACCGCCGCUCGAUCUUCCAUUCUCCCAUGGCACAUCUUCUCGGGGAUUUUUCUCUACACUUUGAGCCUAGUUACUGCCGAGACGGGCCUUUUGGAGAAGUUAACUUUCCUCCAAACUUCCAAGGCCAUCGAAAGAUUUGGCAGGGAAUCCACCCUGGUAAAUUCCCUGGGAUUAAUCCUCGUCCUCCUGGGCUUCUUCCAUGCGCUUGCGUUGCUAACACCUAAACCGCCAAGAUGAUCAUGAGAAUCACACAGGUUCUUCAUAUUAGAAGUUUGCCGAGGAAUGAAAAUGCUUUCCAAGAUUAUCUACGUUAUGGGCGUCCAAACCGCACCAGUUUAGUU